CGGAAGCAGCCGGCCGGGCGGGUGCUGAGGAGAACAGGACGGGUCCGUGCCUGGCCGCCAUGCCCAGCCCCCGGAGCAGCCCGUCCCGCCGCGCCGCGCCCAUCCCCAGCCCGUCCCGCCGCGCCGCCCCGGUCCCCAGCCCGUCCUGCGCGGCCGUGGCGCUGCGCUCCCUGCUGGCCGCCGACCUGCGGGUCUCCCGGCGGCUGGGCGUGUGCGCCGGGGAGCGCUCGGCCUGGGGCAGCGCCAGGCCCCUCCUGCGGCUCCUCGAGGUGUCCGGCCACGGCGUGCCCUGGCUGGCGGGCACCCUGUAUGGGCUGGGCCGCAGCGAGAGCCCGGCGGGCCGCGAGGUGCUGCUCAACCUGCUCUUCGCUUUGGUGCUGGAUUUAGUCCUGGUGGCGGUGGUGAAAGGGCUCGUGAGGAGAAGACGUCCCACUCACAACAAGAUGGACAUGUUUGUCACUAUCUCUGUGGACAAAUAUUCCUUCCCAUCAGGCCAUGCUACCAGAGCUGCCAUGGUGUGCAGAUUUGUUCUGCACCACCUGGUGCUUGCCAUUCCUCUGCGGGUCCUGGUGAUUCUAUGGGCCAUCAUUGUGGGCAUUUCCAGAGUCAUGCUGGGCAGACACAACGUGACAGACGUGGCCUUUGGCUUCAUCAUGGGCUACAUGCAGUACAAUGUGGUAAAAUACUUCUGGCUGUCGCCCCUUAGCGCACCUGCUCUCUUUGCAGCAUGGAAUCAGUGAUGGCCAUAAUGAAAAGAAAGAGGCACACAUUGCAGUGUCUUAUGCCGCUCAGAGAGCGUGAACCGGGACUGGAUGAAAGAAUCGUCGUAAGCCUCAUCUGACAAGCAAGAUUGACAAUAUCAACAACAUCAUGCUUCAUUCUGCAGGAUAUGUGGACUCAGGCUGGGACAAAAUGAGAUCUGUUGGAAAGCUAUCCUUGGUGCCAUCUUGCUCUCAAUGUGCUGGUGGGUCAAAGCAUGUACCAGCCCAUACGGUUGCACUGACCAUCCCAGGAUAUGAUCACUCCACAUCUCCAGGUGCUGUAGAAGUCGGACGGAGAGCUGCCCACUAGCCAAGCAGCUAAUUCUUAUUUUUUUGGUAUUUAAGAACAUGCAUCAGUAAGAUUUGUGGUUAGUAGAAAUAUCGUAAAUGAGCACACAGCAGAGGAUGCCUAUAGUAUAGCUGGCUUACUAUCUCAUAUAGCAGAGGUGAGCAAACUACGGCCCGCGGGACCGUCCUGCCUGGCCCUUGAGCUCCUGGCUGAGGAGGCUAGCUCCCGGACCCUCUCCCGCUGUCCCCCCUUCCCCCGCAGCCUCACUGCGCCCUGCCGCCAGCGCUCUGAGCGGUGGGGCUGGCUCUGGCCGGAAGCUCCUGCCGCUCUGAGUGGCAUGGUAAGGGGCGGGGAGCAGGGGGCGGUUGGAUGGGUCGGGGGUUCUGAGGGGGGCAGUCGGGGGUGAGAAGUGGGAGGGGGUGGAUAGGGGGCAGGGGCCAGGCUUUUUGGUGACGCACAGUCUUCCCUACCCGGCCCUCCAUACAGUUUCGCAACCCCAAUGUGGCCCUUGGGCCAAAAAGUUUGCCCACCCCUGUCAUAUAGCAUAAAUAGUAGAUGUGACUUCUUAUAAAUAUUGUUAGUUACUUCUUGAAAAUGGUCCCUCUGUGCUGUAAAUGUACUAAUUGGUGCUGUUGUGGCUGAUUAAUAGUGGAUGUGCCCCCAGUGGCUUUAGUACAUUAUUCUGACUCGACCCAUUUGUGGGGUGGGUGCACUUCCUCCACUGCCUCUUCUAUAACGUUGAGAUUACCAAGGUUUUGUAAAUCAAUUCUUUCGCCUUCUGAAUCAGCCUGCCCCCUCGCUUGCCAGCCACAUUCCAGUUACAGAGCCUCACUUUGUCAAGUGGGUGGCUGGUUGGAAAGGUGAAGGCAUCUGGUUUUGAAUCUCUUGGGAACUGGCAAUUAUGGGAGUGGAAAUGCACAAAUACGGUUUUAAUAAAGUGUGGAAUGAGAACUCUGGGGUGUCUGUACCAGCUCUCCUUUAGGCAGGGUGCGGUUUGUCACUGCAAACAGGAAAAGGCUCUCUAGCAGUUGGGUAAGCAGAGCUCCCUUUCAUGUAUUCUUCUGUCAUCAGAGAAGGGCGUUCGAGCAAAGUUACUCCCUCUUACACCUCAGUUGAAAGGCAGACAAUAUGCAAACAGUUAAUGCCACAUGAGGACACGUGGUGUAGACUGUUUAGGUCUUUAAAAAUAAAUAAGCUCCACUGAGAUCCUGAUCUCAGGUAUGUAGGCCCCAAUUCAGCAAGAGGCUGACUAGUCCCAUUGAUUUCCAUGGGAUUAUUCAUGUUCUAAAAUUUCGAUAUAUUGGUUAUAGCACUGCUGUCCACCACAGGAAAAAAAAGAAACAAUCAAAAUAACAGUGGAAGUGAUGUGUGCCAAACUAUAUUUUGUUGUUUUUCCUCUAUUCUAUGAAGCUGAUUGUAUCUAAGCAAAAUCAGUUCUACAAUAAAUGGAGCUCUACACUUGGUGAGACAAAUAGGAAAGAAUACAAAUGUUGUCAUGUAGAGUGAUGAUGAAAAGGAAAUUAACAAAGUAGCCAAAGAGGCAGAAAAUAAAUUCUUUAGCUAGAGCACUGGUGGGAAGUUCUUCUGGGUCUGAUAGGCCUCCAACAAGGAAAAGCUAUGCAAAUAGUUUCUUUGCAUAGUCAGUGAGGAGGAAAUACCCACUAGAUAGUUAUUCUUUUGGGGUUGUGGAGGGAAGGCACAGUGUCUGAAUUGAAAAAAGAGAUUGCAGAACUUCUUGAGAAAUUAAAUUCCCAGGGGCAUAUUGUAUUCAUGCAAAAGGUCUGGUGGAAAGAAAAAACUAAGGUCACUU
Molecule: messenger RNA, 2860 nt
Organism: Dermochelys coriacea (leatherback sea turtle)
Lineage: Eukaryota; Metazoa; Chordata; Testudines; Dermochelyidae
Gene: PLPP6
Product: phospholipid phosphatase 6
Exons: 2
Coding region: 60-740 (226 amino acids)
Molecular function (GO): sphingosine-1-phosphate phosphatase activity
Source: RefSeq, a predicted model, not a curated record